UGGCGUCAUCACUCCGCGUGUCAAAUCAAGAUGGCUACGUAGUUUGAAAGCACUUUUCACCACCUGUCAAAAGUUCAUUAUUUUGGACGUAUUUUAUUGCGAGUCGGCGUUUCAUUCGCAGCUGGCGACAGUUUACAUUUGUGUGUUAUAAGAAAUUAGCUUGAAAAUGAAGUCUGACGUAGAGGAGUUAAUGCCGAGGCUGCUGCCCGUUGAGUCUGGAGUCAGUGGAGAAGAGCUGGACCUGAACGGACCCCCGAGAAACCCCCGGGAAUACCUCCGGCAGGUCCAGUUGGAGGCGUCACAGUGUCCAGAGGUGGUGGUGGCUCAGAUUGACCCCAAAAAACUGAAGAAGAAACAAACAAUUAACGCCUCUGUUGCGGGGUGCCAUGCUGCACCGGUGGGGUUCUGCCCCAGCCUCAAUUGGCAGCAGCACCAAGUCAGUAACUUCUCAGAUGUCAGACAGAGCAUCACAAAGAACAGGAGUCACUGGAGCAGCCACACUCUGGACGACAACGUUGAGAUGCCGAGUAUAACAGACGAGGAGGGCUGGAAGAGGUUUUGUUUUGGAGAGACGCUCUAUCAGGGCGCUUCAUCCUGCCGUACAGAAGAAGCUGAAGCAGAACCAGCACUGGACUACAGCAAGGUGGGCUUCCCUCCCUUCCUCACUAUAGUCAGCAGGCUGAACCAGUCCACGGUACUGAUGGUGUUAGAAACUCUAGUCGGCUGGUUUGAGGAAAACGACUUUGCUCCACAGUUGGGUCGCUGGCUGUACGCUCUGCUGGCCUGCCUGGAGAAGCCUCUGCUGCCUGAAGCUCACUCCUGCAUCCGACAGCUGGCCAGGAAGUGUGCCCAGCUCCGCAGCGCGCUGGAGAGUCAGGAGGAUGAGAAACUUCCUGCCCUGAACCUGCUCAUCUGUCUUGUCGCCAGGUACUUUGAGCAGAACGACCUGGCAGACCAACCCGAGUGAGGCAGGAUUUAACUCUUGAACUGGAUCAGUGUUGAGGAAAUUGUUGGCAGCACUAAUGGAGGACAGCCAGAUGUACUUUGAAGACGGAGACUGUUGAUCAGUGAAGAUAAUGUAACCAGGACACAACGCAAACGGCCGUGUAGAGAGCUGUGGGGAUUCAGCAUGACGCAAUGAAAGUUGAGUACAGAACCAAGGGAUCAUGAACCCAUCCCCUGUAUAUUUUCAGUUCGCUUGGAUCCCUGCUGAUGCGACUGGGCAGCAACCAAAGCACACGAUGUUACUUUUGUUCAUUAAACUCGUUUGUAUAA
Molecule: messenger RNA, 1275 nt
Organism: Eleginops maclovinus (Patagonian blennie)
Lineage: Eukaryota; Metazoa; Chordata; Actinopteri; Perciformes; Eleginopidae
Gene: gemin2
Product: gem (nuclear organelle) associated protein 2
Exons: 10
Coding region: 167-967 (266 amino acids)
Biological process (GO): spliceosomal snRNP assembly; spliceosomal complex assembly
Cellular component (GO): spliceosomal complex; SMN complex; nucleus
Source: RefSeq, a predicted model, not a curated record